CUCGAUUCAGUACGUUUCCAGAAAAUGGCUCGGGUUGUGUGUCGAAGUGAAGUCUGACACGUAUUUUCCUAAAAUUCGUAGAUGAUUUGAUAAAAACUUAUUAUGAUUUUGUUAUAGUUACGUUCUUGUGUAUGAUAUUCUAACAAAUCACCAAAAAUGGAGUUCCGGGAGACUUUGCUGGCUGCUCAACGAAAUCAACAACAAAAGUCAUCUCGCAACACAUACUACAAAGCGGGAUUCGACCCUCCUAAAAAAGAACAACGGCAAAAGGACAAGUUGUCGGAGAAUAUAUUAAAGUUUUUAGCUAAGAAAGAUGAAGAAGAAAGGCAGAAACAACUGGAAGCUCAGAAGAAGAAGGAGGAGCUGCUUGCCAUGCGCGACCCUAAGGCUUUGCGGAAGAUCCAAAAGACUCUGAAGGUCAUCAAGUCUGCUAACAAGUCUGCAAUAGAGGAUGCAGUGGACCACAACAACACAGCAGUCACCAGGGAGGGCCCAGAUCAGCCGGACCAGGACGACUAUGGAUAUGAAUCUCAGGAGGCUGCUGCAUUCUAUGGAAAAUUGAUGCAGAAAUAUAGCAAGAUACCUGAUGAACCCAAAUUUCCUGUGGGCAAGAAGAGUGUAAAAACAGACUUGAAAGGCACCAUGGAACGAGUGAAAAAUGCCCUGGCACAUGAAGAUGACCCUGUCCCCCACAAAAGAAGGCGUAGGACAGAAAAUGGAGAAAGAGAAUCAAGUCCUCCUCAAAAGUAUGAGCCCGAGAAACGGAAAGAUGAUAAACCUGAGAAGCCUAAGUUCCGAAAACCAGCACCGCCACCUAUGGACUUUAACCAGCUAUUAAAGCUAGCCGAGGAGAAAAAAGCGCCCCAAUCGAAGCCGGUGGCCGCCAAGCCGGAGUCGGAGCCGGAGCGGCUGAUGACCAAGAAGCAGCGGCGCGAGUACGAGGAGGAGCUCGCGCGCCGCCAGCGCCGCCAGGAGCGCCUCGACGCCGAGAAGAACCCGAGGAAACAAGUGUUAAGAGAAAAGAAAAAGGCAGAAGAAAGGGACAGGCCUGCUGAAAGAGAAAAGAAACCGGAGUCUAGCGGAUUUGGACGAAUUCCUAAAAUCGGCGAGAAAUCAUCUGCUAACCAGUCCUCUAGUUCCAGCACUAGUUCUCACAAAAAUGACAGCUCUAAAACAUACGAGCGGAGCAAAGACAAACCAUCCAGUGACCGGGACAGGGCAGACAAGCUGCAGAGAGAAAAAGAGAGGGUGAGGCAAAACAGGGACAGGUUGGACAGAGAAAGGGAGCGACAAGACAGAGACAAGAUGGAUAGAGAAAGGGAGCGACAAGACAGAGACAAGAUGUAUAGAGAAAGGGAGCGACAAGACAGAGACAAGAUGGAUAGAGAAAGGGAGCGACAAGACAGAGACAAGAUGGAUAGAGAAAGGGAGCGACAAGACAGAGACAAGAUGGAUAGAGAAAGGGAGCGACAAGACAGAGACAAGAUGGAUAGAGAAAAGGAGCGACUAGACCGGGAAAGGCUGGACAGAUUGAAGGCGGAACGAGAAAGGAUAGACAGGGAAAUGGAAAGACUAAAUAGAGAUAGGGACAGAUUAGAAAAAACAAAGAUGAAAUUAGAAUCUAGUAAACCGUACGACAAACCUAGCAAAGACGUAGACAGAAGUAAAUUAGGCUCCAAGGACCAAAACUCCCGGCAGGAAGUCAAGAAGAGUAUAGAUUUAAAAAGCCAGAAUACCUACAGGAUAGAUAAAAACUCGAACGACAAGAAAUUCACUAUACCUAACAGAAACGGCGAGAGCAAGUAUAUGAACGGGCACAGUUCGCAAAGCAAAUUGCCGCAGAAGAGCAGAGAUGAUGCGAGGAUGACCGAGAGAGAUAGAGCUAUAGCCAAGCAGAAGGAAGAGAACGGCAAGCGGCUACCGGAGAGUAAGCCCGCGAGGAGGCCGGACGACAGGGGGGUCGGCAAGGCGGCGGCGGCGAGUAAGCCCCAGAUCUCCAACUCGUUCGACUUCGACAAGCACGUGAGCUCGCUCGGCAAGGACAAGCUCGCCAAGCGGCCCGACGCUCGCCUCGACGCGAAGAGGAAGCUGGAAGAAAUGAGGAAGAAACAGAAACGGCGCGCCAUCGAUUCGGAGUCGGAGUACGACUCUGAGAUGGAUGACUUCAUCGACGACGGCGACGAGAACCUCGACUACUCCACGCACAUUAAGGAGAUCUUCGGAUACGACAAGUCCAAGUAUCGGGACAUGGACGACGACGACGACCCGAUGAUGGAGUCCAGCUUCGCGCGCCAGCAGCGCGAGGAAUACAUCAGCAAAAAGAUCGGCAUAAUGGAGGACCUCGAGGACAUGCGCAUGGAGGCGAUGGAGAAGAAGAAAGCCGCCAAGAAGAAACGCCGCAUCAGCGACGACUGACCCCCCUCCCCCUCCCCCUCGCCGCGCCACAGGACACACCCGCCCCGCUUCAACAACAAUUUUGAACUAAAUAAUAUAUGAACACAAUAGAACUAUUAUUAUUAAUAUUAGGUCUUGCACACCAGUUUGCAGAAAAUAUUUUAAUUUGGCCCCUUUUUCUAUUGACAUGUAAGAGUUUCCGAGUCGCGUCUCGUCGCUUUGAAUUCUUUCGGUUCGUUUUAAUUUAAAUUAAUAAUUGAACAAAUAUAUUUUUGUCGUAUUUAAAUAAUACGUGAUGUCAAACUAAAUUAUUGUGCCAAACAACAAUCAAACAAAGCCAUCAGAAAUCUUGUCGUCCCGCUAGGCUAGAGGGUGCCCUUACGAACAAAAAGUCCCUGUUUCCAUUGGUUCUCUGAUGUUGACACAGCACUUCCAUAUUCUGCUUUUUUCUUAUCAUCUUAUUAUGAAGUACAGCAGUAGGAGAUAUGGAAGCCUCAACUCUAAUUUGUACACAGCAUAUGUUUAACAUAUUAUAUAGUGUGAAAAAGCCGGUUCAGGGUGGGGUAGGAAUACAUCAUCAUCAUCAUCAUAUCAGUCGAAAGACGUCCACUGCUGGACAUAGGCCUCCCCCAAAGGUCGCAGGAGUCCGCUGGAUGCGGGUGGCGCAGGACAGGUCAUUGUGGCAAUCUUUGGGGUAGGAAUACGAACAUAAAUAAUACUAAUAAGUAUUUUCACAAUUUAUUGUUUUGUAAUAUUAUGUUUUUGUUACCUAUAAAAUCACAACAAAUUGCGGACAAUUUUUUUUUUGUGUCUGUAAUCCUGUAUGACACGAGUGUGAAUAAUUAAAAUAUACAUAUAAUAUGCAUUAUUUAGAUGUAGUUAGUACAUUUUGUACAAUAUGAAUAUGGCGAAUAAAUUAAAUCAAUGGUUUUAGUUUACUUAAGUUUAGUUGUGGUUGUAUUUAUUAGCAUUGUAAAAAGCUGGCGUGCGUGUGAUAACGUUACGCAGCCUAAGUGAACUAUGCUGAAAUAAUCAACACUUUUUUAACACUAUGAAUUGAUUUUCUGGUCAUGUUUAACACAAACAGCUCAGUAAAAAGGGUUACUUAACAAUCUCGAUUCCAGUUACUUUUUUAAAAUUAUAUGUGUUCCCAGUAUUUGAACUUUUCGAUUCAUAUCAUAAUCUGUUUGAAAUUAAAGGAGAGGCUAUUUGUGUUGAAAAAAGUUUCAUUUAUCUAAUAUGAUAUGUAAUAUCGAUGCACAUUCACAUACACACAUAUACAUCCCAAAAAUACAAUAGGUAUUUGUUUUAAACGGGGACAAAGUUGAUGUUUAACCGCACGUGCGAGGGUUCCAGUGCACGUAGGUAAAUUGUAUAACAAAAUUUGUUUAACCUACGUUCUUAUUCAAGCUCGUAAGUCUCAUAAGACUCAAUUUUAUCCUUCUUUGAUACGUCUGAUAUUGUACUUGUCCAUUGUGUCUAUUUUGACAAAGAUCUUAGCCAAGUGGAAUACCACACUUAGGCUUUCUUCGUAGUAUCAUGGAUUUAGACCCUGUGUACUCACUCUCCUAGGAUCUCGCAACCACAACAGCUCUUUAUUUCCAAAUGUAUUUUAUUAAGUCUUAACUGUUGUCUAAUUAAGUAUAGUAAAUUGUAAAACUUGUACAGUUGUAUAGCUUCAUGACAAGUGAGAAAAAAGAGAAAAAAAUAUAUUAUUAAAUUUCUAUAUAUUCAGCAAGUUA
Molecule: messenger RNA, 4136 nt
Organism: Leguminivora glycinivorella
Lineage: Eukaryota; Metazoa; Arthropoda; Insecta; Lepidoptera; Tortricidae
Product: protein SPT2 homolog
Exons: 10
Coding region: 157-2415 (752 amino acids)
Biological process (GO): nucleosome assembly; regulation of DNA-templated transcription
Cellular component (GO): nucleolus
Molecular function (GO): histone binding; DNA binding
Source: RefSeq, a predicted model, not a curated record